Colletotrichum truncatum is the source of this 1170-nucleotide messenger RNA. Its product is annotated as repair protein Rad1/Rec1/Rad17. Gene Ontology annotation, biological process: protein N-linked glycosylation; DNA repair; DNA damage checkpoint signaling. Gene Ontology annotation, cellular component: nucleus; checkpoint clamp complex. NCBI's taxonomy places the organism in Eukaryota, Fungi, Ascomycota, Sordariomycetes, Glomerellales, Glomerellaceae. The record is from RefSeq and is a predicted model, not a curated record.
AUGGACUCCUCGCUGCCUAAGAUCUGGCAAGCUGCUGCUAGCACGCCGUUCCAUCCCGCCGUUGCCAAGGAUUCGCAGUUCUUCAUUGCGUUUCUUCUUCUCCUCGCGGGUAUUUCGGUUACCGGUGUCUUCGCCCUGAACCGGUCCUUUGCUAACAUCCCCGCUCUGGGUGUUCCUGCUUCUGUUGCCAUUGCACGCGUCCUCAUAUUAGGCACAAUGUCAGAAGUUAUUUCACAGGCUGGGGGGCAUCCCGAGCCACUCUUUCGCGCUGUGGCUAGCUCGACGAAGCCUCUGCACCAGCUUCUCAAAACGAUCAAUUUUACCAGCAAAGUCCAUGUACAGCUCCAGGAGGAUGGUAUUAGAUUCGCGGCCGAUCUCUCAAGGAAGCUCUUCACAUCGUAUUCUCUCAAUCUCGGCGAUGGUGUAAAUAGCUCGCAGCCAACCCUUCCGAAUUUCCAGAUCAACUUACCUUCCCUGCUCGACACUAUUCAAAUUUUUGGAGCCGUCGAUGUCGCAACUCGGACCCACAGAGCUGAGCAGGACAUGUACCACAGCAACAUUCGGAAUUACCGCCCAGAUGCGUUUAGUAACCAAGCUCUGGGCAUUGGUGGGACCUGCAGCUUAAUCUACAAGGAAGAAGGUGGCUGCUUUGACAUCGUAAUCGAGGAAGGAGGUGUCAAGACCACUGCGAGCCUCACGACCUAUCUACCUGAAAUACCAGAGGAGAUACCGUUCGACCGAGAGAACCUUUCAUUCAAGAUCAUCAUGUUGGCGCGCUACUUACUUGACGCGCUGGCUGAGCUGGCUCCCACCGGACCUAAUCGCCUUACAAUUGCAGCCUCGAAAGCCUCACCUUAUCUAACUCUUUCCGGUACCGGAGAUCUGGGCUCCUCUAGCGUGACCUUUGCGAAGGGGCGCGAGCUGCUGGAGACUUUCUCGAUUCGCGAAGACUGGACUCAAUCGUACAAAUUUGACUUAAUUAAGUACUCGACGGAAGCCAUGCGGAUUGCGAGCAAGAUAAGUUUUCGGGGCGACGAACAAGGCGUCUUGAGCUUGCAGUUCAUGGUUGAGCAGGAUAACGGAGGAGUGAGCUUUUUGGACUUUCGCUUUGUUCCUUACAUCUCGCAUGAUGAUGAUGGCGAAGAGGACGGCAGUUUAGAAGAUGUCUGA